AUGAAGAGGGUAAAUAGUUUUUACUGUUUCUCAAUAUUCUUGGUAAUCUUGUUAGUCAACCAGAGUGUAGCAAAUGUGGUUCAAAAUGAGGCAGUCUCGGGAUCAGAUGAUCAUGCUUCUAAAGAAACAAAGGCUACAAUAGAUGGAAUUGAAGAUUCUAAAGUAGCAGGCUGGCGCCCCGGAGUCCAUGGAUUUCCGUGGUCUGGUCGAGGAGGUUUUCAUGGCCCUGGAGAAGCCUUUCCUUGGGCUGGUGCAGGAGGUCAUCAUGGCCAUGGGGAGGCCUUUCCUUGGGCAGGUGCAAGAGGUCAUCAUGGCCAUGGGGAGGCCUUUCCUUGGGCAGGUGCAGGAGGUCAUCAUGGCCCUGGGGAGGCCUUUCCUUGGGCUGGUGCAGGAGGUCAUCAUCAUGGCCCUGUUCCUGGUGGUUGGUUUCAUUGGGGUCGGUUGCCUUGGGCAGGUGGGGGCGGUCACGGUGGUGCAGGUGGUUAUGGUGGAGGAGCAGGAGGUAAUGGUGGUGCAGGAGGAACACCAGGUACACCAGGAACACCAGGUGGUAAUUGGCUUCCGUGGGGAGGUAGAGGUGUUCCCGGCGGAGGUGAAGGUGGCCAAGGUGGAAUACCUUGGUUCCCUUGGGGAGGUCAAGGCGCCCAUGGUGGAAUACCUGGGACACCAGGUGGUAUUUGGUUCCCCUGGGGAGGUAGAGGUGGCCAUGGUGGAUUUCCUGGAGGAACACCCGGAACACCUGGAACACCCGGAACACCAGGAAGGGGAGGCCAUGGUGGAUUUCCUGGAGGAACACCUGGAACACCGGGAGGCAGGGGUGGUAAUGGAGGCGCUGGAGGGGGUGGUAGGGGUGGCAAUGGAGGCAAUGGAGGUGGUGGUGGUGGUGGUGGAGGUCCAGGUGGCUCACCUGGUUCACCAGGCGGUCCUAAUUGCGGUGGAAAUGGUGGAGGCCCUGGUGGCAGUGCUGGUGGUUGCGGUGGCCGAGGUGGUGCUGGUGGUGGAAGCGGGGGAGGUAGAGGUGGAGGAUGGGGGGUGCGACCUCAGCCAGGAAUACCACACCCUGGCAAUGCAGCAUGCGGAAAUAUGCAAAUAGUGCCUGGUACCCAUGGAUAUACCAUCACUUAUGACUGCGGUAACUGCAAGUACCAGUACACCGUCGAUAACAAUGGCAUGGCGACCGGCGGCAGUGGUAAUUGCUCUUAG
Molecule: messenger RNA, 1203 nt
Organism: Daucus carota subsp. sativus
Lineage: Eukaryota; Viridiplantae; Streptophyta; Magnoliopsida; Apiales; Apiaceae
Product: glycine-rich protein DOT1
Exons: 1
Coding region: 1-1203 (400 amino acids)
Source: RefSeq, a predicted model, not a curated record